CCACCAUGACCCUCUCCGUAUCAACCCCCUUCUGGGGGGCCCCGACCUCAUACCUGAACUUUUGCGAGGAGGAUUACGUGAUCACUCGAUAUGUUGCGGAGUUUAUCAACACUCUGAGCAGCUUUACGUACAUCAUCUACGGAAUCUACGGCCUGAUCCAGCUCCACCAGAAGAAGCAAACCGGAUCCCGCUCGAUUCCGUACUGCGGACUGAUCGGGGUGGGUAUUUGCUCGGGCGGCUAUCAUAUGACCCUCAAAUACCACACCCAGAUGUCGGAUGAACUGUCCAUGCAUCUCCUGACAACCCCUCUCCUCUACCGAAUCCUGACCUUCCAAGCCAGUCCGCAAUUCACCAAAAUUGCCCGGAUUGUGCUCUCCCUCCUCUUCACCAUCGUGAUGGUCGUCCACAUGGUCAUGGACGAGUUCCUUCUCCACGCCGUCAGCUUCGGGACGGCCGUGUUGUUGAUCACGAUCCGCACCCUCAAGAUCAUUCCCGGGCAAAUCUCAGAUGUCUCCACCCGGAAAACGAUCCAAAAUGUGGCAUCCUUUGGCGUUGCGAGUUUCGUCUUCGGCUACCUCGUCUGGCUGAUCGAUGAGCUGGCGUGUCGGGUGUUGCUCAGCACCAGAGAAGUUGUCGGCUUGCCGCUGGCUUUCUUUCUUGAAUUGCAUGGAUGGUGGCAUGUCUUCACGGCCAUUGGCGGGUACAUUGCUGUGGCGAUUAUCGACUUGAUUACCUCGGGUGAAGUCCAGGCGGACUCCGUGGAGCACCUGGCGUGGCCUCUUCCCAUCGUGGCGCGUUUUAUGGCGCCAGGGGCGGAAGCAAGCAAGGAAAAGUAAAUAAUUGCAUUGUAUUGCCGUUGUGUGAGUUGACGGGUAAAGAGUGAAAGAGAC
This is a messenger RNA of Aspergillus heteromorphus CBS 117.55, 890 nucleotides long. Its product is annotated as ceramidase. The transcript has 7 exons. Bases 6 to 836 code for a protein of 276 amino acids. Gene Ontology annotation, cellular component: endoplasmic reticulum membrane. Lineage: Eukaryota; Fungi; Ascomycota; Eurotiomycetes; Eurotiales; Aspergillaceae. Gene Ontology annotation, biological process: ceramide biosynthetic process; ceramide catabolic process. The record is from RefSeq and is a predicted model, not a curated record.